Messenger RNA from Rhizophagus irregularis DAOM 181602=DAOM 197198, 1497 nucleotides. The record is from RefSeq and is a predicted model, not a curated record. Lineage: Eukaryota; Fungi; Glomeromycota; Glomeromycetes; Glomerales; Glomeraceae.
AUGGAAAUUUUAAAUAAAAUAUCCAAAGAAAAGCCAAGAAAUUUAUGGAAAAAAGUUGAUUCGAAUAAAUAUCAUAAACAUGUUACAAUUUCUUCUAUUGAUUCAGCUACUAAAUCAGAAGAGAUUGAUGAUAGAAUAAUUUAUAUGGAUGAAAUAGAAAAAAGAAAAGAAGUAUAUGGUAUAUGUGGAGAAUGUAAUGAACCUGGCAUGGGAGAAAAUUGGUGUCAAUCUUGUAAUUCAAAAAGAUUUAAGGAAAAUUUUAAAAAUUGGACUAGUGGAAAUAAACAUAUUGAUGAAUUAAUACAACAUUCACAACUUAAUUCUUUACACCGCCUUAAUAGUCUUGAAUGGAUACCUUUUGAGAAAUUUCAAAAUGUUACCUAUAUUACCAGAGGAGGCUUUGGUAAAAUUUAUUCAGGUGAAUGGCCUGAAGGAGAUAUUAGGUAUUGGGAUAUUGAAAAUCAAAGAUGGAAAAGAAACAUAAAUUGUAAAGUUGCAUUAAAAAGUUUGGAUAAUUCUUCUGAAAUUAGUGCUGAUUUUAUAAAUGAGAUCAAAUCUCAUCUUCAGAUUUAUUUUCGGGGUAUCAUUUUCUGCUAUGGACUAACUCAAGAUCCAAAUACCAAAGAUUAUAUGAUGGUUUUAAAAUAUUGUGAAGAAGGAAAUUUAAGAAAUUACUAUUUAAAUAAUUAUUGUGAUACUGUAAAACUUUAUGAAUUAUCAAGCAUUGCGAAUGGACUGUUAAGUAUCCAUAAUGCUGAAAAAGUCCAUAAAGACUUUCAUUCAGGAAAUAUAUUAUAUGGUGGGGCUAUAUUUAUAAGUGAUUUAGGAAUGUGUCAACCAGCAAAUGUGAUGUCAGGUAAAGAAGGAGUUUAUGGAGUAUUACCUUAUAUGGCACCAGAAGUUUUACGUGGAUAUCAAUAUACAAAAGCAGCUGAUAUUUAUUCAUUUGGAAUAAUUAUGAAUGAGUUUCUUUCUGAAGAAAUUCCUUUUAAUGAUAUUCCUCAUGAUCAUAUUUUAGCUGUUAAAAUAUGUAAAGGACUUAGACCAAAAAUUUCUGAAGAUAUUCCGAAAUUUCUUGUAGAUUUAAUUAUGAAAUGUUGGGAUGCUAAAGCAGAAAAUAGACCAACUGCUAAAGAAUUAUAUCAAAUAUUAAAAAAAUGGGAUAAAGAAGAUGAGAAAUUCAAUAGUGAAAUUCGUUCUCAAAUGAGGGAAUGUUAUACAAAAAUUAGAGAAAAAUCACUGAAAAACAUUUCAAAUGAAAAUAAGUCUGAAAGUAUUAAAACUCAUCCUCAAGCAAUCUAUACAAGUAGACUUUUAAAUUUCAAAAAUCUUCCAGAACCAGUAAAUUCUUUAGAUUUAUCAUCAUUUCAAGUUGAUUCAGAUGAUGUUUCAUCUGUAUCAGAAAACCUAAUUUCAGAAUGCUUUGAUGUUCAAUUCAGUGAAUCAGAUCUCAACGAAAUUAAUCAAGAAGAAGAUAAUUUGAAUGAUGAGUCUUAA